Molecule: messenger RNA, 1583 nt
Organism: Zingiber officinale
Lineage: Eukaryota; Viridiplantae; Streptophyta; Magnoliopsida; Zingiberales; Zingiberaceae
Product: S-adenosylmethionine carrier 1, chloroplastic/mitochondrial-like
Exons: 12
Coding region: 552-1424 (290 amino acids)
Biological process (GO): transmembrane transport
Cellular component (GO): mitochondrial inner membrane
Molecular function (GO): S-adenosyl-L-methionine transmembrane transporter activity
Source: RefSeq, a predicted model, not a curated record
UACGUACCACCAAAGCAGCGGAGAAAGGCAGGGUAGGAAGAGAACACCAAAGCCACGAUCGGAAAAAUUAACAAACAAACAAAGGUACCACUUUAAAUUUCUGUUCGGUAAGGCCCAUCUAUUUUCAUCGGCCACCACCCGCGGCCAGCAUUCCUGCCGGCAACGGAGGCGCCUGCGUUGAGAGGGUACGGGGAAGCCUGGCGGUGGUGACAUCAUUAGUCGCACCAGUCGCUUCGGUCGGCCUCGAUCGGCAGUGUCGAUAGCACCUUCGCGUCGGGCCGGCUAGCGGUGUGGAAGCCUGGUGGCGGAGGCGCCAUAAUAGCCGUCCCGUUGUGUUGGCCCAGCAGCAGUAGCCACGUACGGCCAAGCGCCCGACCAUAGAUCUAGCAGCUUGGGCGAAACCACGGCGGCGUCGUCGGAUCGUGGUAGAGAAGUAAAGGCGUAAUUAGGGUUUCCUACAGUUUUUUUGGAAAUUUGGUUUUUUUUUUAAUGUACAUGGGAGUAAAUUGUCGUACUCUUCAAUAGACCAAGGAAGCCAUUUGUUUUGAUCGAUGAGGGAGGAACCAUUUAACCCUUUGCAUGUUUUAUUGGAUGGCGCAAUAGCAGGAGCAGCUGCUGGUGGUGUUGUGGAAGCAGUUUUAUAUCCUAUAGAUACAAUAAAGACCAGGCUUCAGGCUGCUCAUGGGGGGAGCAGAAUCCAUUGGAAAGACCUGUAUUCUGGAGUUGCUUGCAACCUUGCAGGGGUCUUGCCGGCCUCUGCCAUUUUCGUAGGCAUAUAUGAACCUACCAAACAAAAGUUACUGAAAUUAUUUCCAGAGAAUCUUAGUACUUUUGCUCAUCUGACUGCAGGUGCUAUUGGAGGAGCUGUUUCUUCGUUUAUUCGCGUUCCAACAGAGGUAGUUAAACAAAGGAUUCAGACUGGACAUUUCACCUCUGCUCCCGAUGCUAUCCGUCUUAUUGUUGCUAAAGAAGGGUUUAGAGGUCUUUAUGCUGGAUAUAAGUCAUUUCUAUUACGAGAUUUACCCUUUGAUGCACUCCAAUUUUGUAUAUAUGAGCAGCUUCGAAUUGGAUAUAAGAUUGCAGCAAGGAGGGACUUAAAUGAUCCAGAGAAUGCUUUAAUUGGUGCUUUUGCUGGUGCAAUAACUGGAGCUAUAACUACACCUCUUGAUGUCAUGAAGACUAGAUUGAUGGUUCAGGGUUCAGUAAACCAAUAUAAUGGGCUACUUAAUUGUGCUCAAACAAUUUUUCGGGAAGAAGGCCCAGCAGCUUUCUUAAAGGGUAUUGGUCCAAGAGUACUAUGGAUCGGGAUCGGUGGCUCGAUAUUCUUCGGUGUUCUAGAGAGAACCAAACUGUUGCUUUCCCAGAAGCGUUUGGAUCAGGACCUGAAAUCUUCGCAGUCUGCUGUCAUCAAUAACAAGAGGUGAAAGUUCUGGUUUCUCGGAAGUGAUCAAUCAACCAUCUUCAUUUGCCAAUGUUAAUUUACUUAGUUUGCUAAUUUACUUAGUUUGCUAGGGAUCAUUGUGACUUGUAUCUAUACCUUUUUAGGGAUUUAAUGUUAUGAUUUGGCCUUGUUCUCUAUUUCA